ACGAGGAACGCCCCCUAGGGGCGGGUCUCAGGCGCCGAUUGGCUGUCAUACAAAUGGGCGGUGAUUAGGCGGCUUGGAAGGAGGUGGUUUAGCUCCUCGGCGUCCUAACAGCGUCUGGGCCAUGGCGGUUUCGGCCCUGCGGGAGGAGUUGGACUCCCGGUUCCUGCAGCUGCUCAGCGACCUGGAGGAACUAGAGGCGAAGCGGGCGGCGUUGAACGCCCGGGUGGAGGAGGGCUGGCUCUCGCUUGCCAAGGCUCGCUAUGCCAUGGGCGCCAAGUCGGUCGGGCCCCUGCAGUAUGCCUCACGAAUGGAGCCUCAGGUCUGCGUGCGCGCCAGCGACGCCCAGGAUGGACCCCAGACCUUCAGGGUGAUCAAAGCUGACUCCCAGAUCCCCGAGGAAGUGGGGCCCGGCGAGGCAUCUCUACGAAGGCGCAAGGGCCCUACCAAGACCCAAGAGUCAGGAUCCUCUGUGGUCCCUCAAGAUCCCUUGAACUGGUUUGGAAUCUUGGUCCCUCACAGUCUUCGGCAGGCCCAGGCCAGCUUCCGGGAUGGCCUUCAGCUGGCUGCGGAUAUAGCCAGCCUCCAGACUCGAAUCAACUGGGGUCGGAGUCAGCUCCGGGGCCUCCAGAAAAAGCUGAAGGAGUUGGACCCUGGGCCUGCCUGACCUGAAUCUACUUCCGAAGGCAUUGAACAUAGCCAUCUUGGAUGCCACUGCCUUACUCAGGCCAUCUUUCAUAAUAGCCCCUGUCUCAGCUAAUGCCCCUGUAGCAAUGUCCUUAGUCUGUGUUGAUUCCAGCUUUGUGAGUUAGGAAGUUGAGUUAGGAAAUUUGAUGAGGCAAGCUGAGCAGUGUUGAAACGUAUGAAACCACUUCUAGGUCCAUGUUCUCAUGGGGCCUCCCUCCCUUUGGGCCAGUUAGAAAACAAGCAAAUAACCUCCAGUCCAGUCAGCCAGCUCGGGAUACUGAGACCCUGCAUGCAUGGUGACCAAGAAGAAAAGGCACUUGGAAAUAGGCUAGCUCAGGACAAUUCCAGUCAAUAAAAAUACCUCUGGCUGGGCAUGGUACUGCAUGCCUAUAGUCCCAGCAACUCUAGCGGCUGAGGCAGGAGCCGCUAAGCCCUGGUGUUAGAGACUAGCCUGGGCAGCAGACCUUUUCUUUAAAUUACAUAAGACAACACACACACAAAUAACCAGAGUAGACUGUCAGGUAGGAGGAGGGAGUAUUCUAUUAUCAAAAGUGUGGGGGGGGAACCAAAAAACUUGGACAUUCUUUCAAUGGAAUAGAAAGGACAUUCCCACUUGAUUUUUAGCAGUUACAUUAGCCUCUUUGCCUGCUGAACUUGCAUUCCUGCCUCUGGGAACUGUACCCUACUGAGCUUUUCUACUGAGCUGACUGAGCAGCAUCUGGAGACUUGUGUUUGGGGAGAGGAAUUAACUGUGAGGUGUAAAUAUUUCUACCCAAUUUGUUAAUUUUGCUUAUAUUGGCUUUUCUACUUCUUAACUGUAAAAAUAUGUAAAACUGUACAGAAAAAUUGAAUAAAAUGAAGGUUACAGUAACUGUCA
Messenger RNA from Cricetulus griseus (Chinese hamster), 1561 nucleotides. NCBI's taxonomy places the organism in Eukaryota, Metazoa, Chordata, Mammalia, Rodentia, Cricetidae. The record is from RefSeq and is a predicted model, not a curated record.